GUUUAGCACAUUAUUAUUAUUUUUAUUUGUACGUGUUAUACAAUUGUGUUGUUAUUGAAGUUUAAUUUAAAUUUUCUAUUUGUGUUAACUCCGGGAGUAGUACAACUGGACAACAUUUUGUCGUUAACUAGCUAGCUAUUUAGCUUUUGUCAUAGCUCUGAUUGAGACUUCUUAUGCUUAGUAUUCUAAUAAUACUGUAAUAUUGUCGGAACUGUUUAAUGAAAUGGAUAUUAUUAAAGACGAUGGAGGGCAUGAGCUAAAAUACAAACCUGGGGGCCGUUUGGAUAUGAACCACGGCUUYCUGCACCAUAUCCGCAGGAACCAGAUUGCUAGAGAUGAUUAUGACAAAGAAGUGAAACAAGCCAAAGAACUUCGGAGGCAAAGACAYACUACAACCCCCAGAAGACCUCGCAGACCUGACCUCCAGGUGUACCAUCCCCGACAACGACAUUGUUCAGAGCCAGAGGCUGGUGCUGAUGCUGAGGAGGGAAAUGAGAGCAGCUCAAGCACAGAGCCUGAAACCCAGGGGACUGAACUCUUCUGGCUCGACUAUCAGGAGGACUCUGGAACUGUUACAUCCUUUCUUGUGAAAAAGGAGGAUAAACCUGAGGAGGUGGUAGAGCGUGUCGCAGAGAAAAACACCCUGGAUGCAGCCAUGAGGGCAGCUUUAGAGGUUCGGAUUCAAAAGGAGAUAGAAAGAAGAUGCGAUAAYCGGUGAAAAGUGUUCUCAAACAGCAAACUGUGAAGACAUGACAGCUGGAAACCAAGUAGAACGUUUGUGUUYGCCUUCAAAGCUUUAACACUUUCUGUGUGGUAGGGGGCAUAAUGAGGACUCUGCUGUUAGCACAGGGACUGUUGGCAGAGAUGAGCUCAGAUCAAGCCAUAUGUUAGUUUUGAGGGAGGUGGAACAGCACUUACCAUGCUGUCAAGCAUACAUUUAAGUUUUCACUUAUUUAUUUUUGUUUGUUUGCUUUGUUUUGUUUUUGUUUUACCAGUUCUGAAUUGUUUUGUUCGGAUCAAACUGGAAACAUAUUGUACACAGUUACACACAAGAUAUUUUAAAUUAUUUUAUUAGUUUCCAAAAGUCAAAUUCAAAAGAAAGUCCWUUUUUUAGUUCUGAAUGUGUUAUUUUGUUGUUUUAAGUAUGUAAGUUGUUUUUAUACAGAAAAUUUAUCAUUUUUGAUGCAGUCUUGUCAGUGAAGCGUUCAUAAAUGCCAUAUUUAUGAAAAUGACAUGUUAGUUUUGUUAAGUAGAUGUUUGUCUUUUGUAGUUUUUGAAUUAUUAAUUUAUUUUAAACUGUUAAAGAAAAAAAUAUUUUUGAUACUGUAAUAAUUUUGGACAAUACUACUUUUACAUAAAAUACAUUCUGCCACAAGCUAUUUCAUGCUGUCCGGUGGUGUCUGUCUGUCA
Austrofundulus limnaeus is the source of this 1410-nucleotide messenger RNA. It is a transcript of the gene cunh2orf68, whose product is annotated as chromosome unknown C2orf68 homolog. The record is from RefSeq and is a predicted model, not a curated record. The transcript has 4 exons. Lineage: Eukaryota; Metazoa; Chordata; Actinopteri; Cyprinodontiformes; Rivulidae. Bases 224 to 718 code for a protein of 164 amino acids.